CAGAAAUAAUUUCCAUAAGAAAGAGACCACUUUUAGCCUUUUUAUUUAACCUGCAAAAACCAAUUGGCCUCUCUCACAAGCCCAUCUUCGCCAUGUCUGCCAGAGCAACUUCUUACAGCUUACCAAGUUUUCUUCAACUUAUGUACAGAUACAGAGCUUUUUGUUCUAGAAAUUGUGCUCUUGGAUAUGUUGAAGAUAAGAAGAUUUGUUCAAAUGGGCAUCAUGCAAUGCAUCAUAGAGGAUUGCAGAUUAUGAUCUCUCCUGCUUUUGGUGGUGGAACAAGAAGAAAUCUUCAUACCCACAUGGUGAAGGUAAAGGAUGAUAUGGUUAGCCCACCACCAGUACCGCCAGCACCCAAUCAUCGGAGGAUUAACUUCCUUAAAUGGGCAAAAUGGGUGUUGGGCUCUUUAUUAUCAUUCAUACUACCAUUCUGGAAGCUAAAAUGGGAGAAACCGAAGACGAUACAAGAAGAGGUAGAGAUUAUUGAGGAAGAGACUGAAACUGCAGCAACUGUAGUACAAAAGGUUGCAACAGUGGCAGAAAACGUAUCAGCUGAGAUGGCAGAAAAACUUCCUGAAAAUGGAAAACUAAAAGAAACUGCCAUGUUAAUAGAGAAGGUUUCAAAAGCAACAGCUCAUGAUGCUCAGCUAACCGGAGAAUUCAUUCACAAGGUGGAUGAGUUGAAGCAUGACGUUGAGGACUUGGAAACAAUGGCUGAACCUGUAAUUGAAAAGCUUCCGCAACAAAAAUCAGAAGGGAAGUAAAUUAAAAUUCAGAAAAUUUACUUUUGAAUGUACAUGCAUAGUGUGGCAUAGGUCUUGAAUUGGGAGAAGUGUGGCAUAGGUCGCCUUCUAACUCUAAUAAAAAAAAAUAAUGGGAGAAGUAAAUCGAUGUGCGUGCAUAGUGUGGCAUAGGGGUCUUGAAUUGGAUUUUUUCGGGGCAUGUCGCAUUGGCUGGCCCUUCGAGAUCUCUCAUCAGUGGUGGAUGAACGUGUAUAUAGAUGAGUGUGUAGACUAAUAAUAAGUGUGUGUAGAUUUAUAUAUUAUUAAAGAAUUUUAUCAAAAUUAUCAUGAUUUUCUCUUGAA
Messenger RNA from Manihot esculenta (cassava), 1085 nucleotides. RefSeq lists its product as uncharacterized. The record is from RefSeq and is a predicted model, not a curated record. NCBI's taxonomy places the organism in Eukaryota, Viridiplantae, Streptophyta, Magnoliopsida, Malpighiales, Euphorbiaceae. The transcript is spliced from 5 exons. The coding region runs from base 93 to 764 and encodes 223 amino acids.